CUGGGUCAUUCAACCCGCCGCCAGCCCCGCGGCCGCGCUGCAGAGAGCCGGGCGAGCACCAGUCUCCUGCUCCGGAGCCGGCGGGGGUUCGGGGACGCCCGAGCUUGAGAGGUUCGGUAGAGGAAGGACCGCGCGAGGUUGACUACUGUGCUUCACAGACUUUGAAUGAAUAGGUGUCUGGUAUCAUUGCCUACUGAGAACGUCUUCUUUUGAGAGGCAGUGGCCACCUCGGAGCCCGAUGCGUGGAGCAGGGAUGGAAACCAGGCUGGUGUUUUGGACGCUCUGGAGUGGGGGCCUGCGGACACAGGUGUCCACGUAGGUCUGAGCCACGCUGCCCUGGGCUCCCAGAACAUGACCACGACCCAGAACGGCCAUGGGCCAGCUACUGCAGCAGCCUGUUCGAGCUCCGACCUGAAGGAUCCCAAGAUGGUGACCUCAGCGGCGUACCGGAAUGGAGGUUACAGAAGCGACCCCGAAGCUCCGGAGCCCCGGCUCAGCCCCUCCAAGCUCGUGCGCCUCUUCUCCGUGAGCCGCAAGCGGGCCGGGGCUGGGACUGGGGCGGGCGCGGACACCGAGAGGCCGCGCCCCGUGGUGCUCGCGGGGAACUCCUCCACGUGGAACGCCCUGGCCUCCUUCCGCAAGAUGGGCUCUUUCAAAAAGCUCAAGUCCUCCAUCCUUCAAGGCAUUCAGAGCCGAGAGGCGUCCGAGGCCUCCAAGGAGGGCGCGUGGGACGGCGCCCUGGGCACUGCCCUGCCCAACGGCGCGGCGGCUGCAGACCCCGACGCCCCGCGGGCCGCAGACAGCGCCUCCGAGGGCUCGGACCCCGACGACGACGCCUUCCAGCGGAGCACGCACCGCUCCCGCAGCAUCCGCAGGGCCUACGGCCUGGGCCGCAUCAGCCUGCUGGACCCCGACAGGCGCCUGGCACCGCCGCCGCCGCCGAGCCCCGCCGUGCCGCCGGCCGCCGCCCCGCAGGCGCCCGCGCCGGGCCGCCGGAGCCGCAGCAGCGACAGCCUGGGCCUGCGGAGCAGGGGCUCCUUCAAGCGCAAGUCCACCUCCAACCUGGCCGAGCUGCGCGCCGCCUGCGAGAGGCCGGGGCCGGCGCCGCGGCGCACGCUGAGCAGCUCCUCGGCCGACUCGGAGCGGCUGGGCGGCGCGGAGCCGAGGGCGCGGCGCUGGAGGAGCCCGCUGCGGGCCAAGGACCUCGACCGGGUGUGGAAGCUGCUGAGCAACGUGGCGGACGCGGCCUGGAGGCGCGAGGGCCCCAAGGCCGGCGCGGGCCCCGGCGAGGCAGCGCCCUCGGGCGGCGAGGCGGGCCCGCGGCUCGGGCAGCGCAGCCAGCUGCACGACGACUACUCCCGCCGCGCGUCCAGCAGCUGCGAGCCCGACCGCAGGCGCCCGGGGCGCGGCGUGGACGCCGACACCGCCGUGUACCCCCUGGAGGCCGUGGAGCCCUGGGCCGGCGGCCGGUGGAGCUCUGGUUCCGGGGCGCCCCCCACCCCGCCCAGGCCCACCACGCCCAAGCCGCAGAGCCCGCAGAGCCCGGGGACGAUGGGCGGCGGGUGUCCGGGCAGCCUCAGCGCGCUGUCCCUGGCCUCGGUGGAAAGCGGCGGAAGGGAGCCGGGGCCCGGGUCGCUGCAGGACUCGGGGCAGAGCACGCGCGCGGAGGACAGCAGCGACGAAGGCAGCCACCCUCAGCCGGGCCCCAGCGGGGCGGCCAGCCCGGAGGAGGAGGAGAUCGAGGACCAGGAGGAGGAGGAGGUUGUGACUGGUGAACCCUGGAGGCCGGGCUCAUCCCAGGAAGAGGAGAGGACUGAUGCAGCCAGAAUCUCCAGGAGGAAAUGGAGCUCAGGGAGGAGGAUCAGACCACGGCCGCUGUCCGACUACAGCCAGCUGGCCAGCCGAAGCUCGUCCAUUCCUGAAGACACUGUCGCUGCGCAUCCGCAGAGCGAGGACUACAUGGAUGGGCCACCUCCAGCACACGUGGCCUCCAUCGGGCCUGCAGACCAGGCCUCAGCAGGCUGCCCUCGAGGAGGCCGGAAAAGACGCCCCAUUUCUGUGAUCGGAGGGGUCAGCUUGUAUGGCAGCACCCAGGCAGAGGAGAUGGCGAGCCUUCUGACCCAACCCAAAGCCAGGCCUCCUCUGCCCUCGCACCAAGUGCCACCCUACAAGGCCGUGUCGGCCCGGCUGCAGCCCUUCAGCUUCUCCCGGAGCACCCCCAUCGGGCUGGACCGUGUGGGCCGGCGGCGGCAGAUGCGAGCGUCCAAUGUUUCUUCAGACGGAGGCACCGAGUCCUCUGCCUUAGUGGAUGACAAUGGCAGCGAGGAGGACUUCAGCUAUGAGGAGCUCUGCCAGGCCAACCCUCGGUACCUACAGCCAGGAGGGGAGCAGCUGGCCAUCAACGAGCUGAUCGGCGAUGGCAGCGUGGUCUGUGCAGAGGCCCUGUGGGACCAUGUGACCAUGGAUGACCAGGAGCUGGGCUUCAAGGCUGGCGACGUCAUCCAGGUCCUGGAUGCUUCCAACAAGGACUGGUGGUGGGGCCGGAAUGAGGACAAGGAAGCCUGGUUCCCCGCGAGCUUCGUCAGGCUUCGUGUCAACCAGGAAGAGCCGCCAGAGAGUUCCAGUAGCGGCCACGGUGAGGAGCAGGAGGGCGGCGUGGACCCUAGCCCCCACAAGCACGCAGAGAGCAAGCAGCAGAUGCGGACCAACGUCAUCCAGGAGAUCAUGAGCAGCGAGCGGGUAUACAUCAAGCACCUCAAAGACAUCUGCGAGGGCUACGUUCGACAGUGCCGCAAGCACACGGGGAUGUUCACGGUUGCACAAUUAGCCACUAUUUUUGGCAACAUUGAAGAUAUUUACAGAUUCCAAAGACAGUUCCUGAAAGAUCUUGAGAAAAAGUACAACAAAGAGGAACCUCACCUCAGUGAAAUAGGGUCCUGCUUUCUGCAGCACCAAGAGGGCUUUGCCAUCUAUUCUGAGUACUGCAACAACCACCCCGGCGCCUGCGUGGAGCUCUCCAACCUCAUGAAGCAGGGCAAGUACCGGCACUUCUUUGAGGCCUGCCGCCUGCUGCAGCAGAUGAUCGACAUCGCCCUGGACGGCUUCCUCCUCACCCCCGUGCAGAAGAUCUGCAAGUACCCCCUGCAGCUGGCGGAGCUGCUCAAGUACACGACGACGGAGCACAGGGAUUACGGUGACAUCAAGGCAGCCUACGAGGCCAUGAAGAAGGUGGCCUGUCUGAUCAACGAGCGCAAACGCAAGCUGGAGAGCGUCAACAAGAUUGCGCAGUGGCAGGUGUCCAUCGUGGGCUGGGAGGGCCACAACAUUCUCGACCGGAGCUCAGAGCUGAUCCACUCUGGAGAACUGACCUGUUUCACCAAGCAAGGCAAGAGCCAGCAGAGAAUGUUCUUCCUGUUUGACCACCAGCUGGUGUCCUGCAAGAAAGACCUGCUGCGCCGGGACAUGCUGUAUUACAAAGGCCGCGUGGACAUGGACCAGAUGGAUAUCGUGAACGUGGAGGACGGGAGGGACAAGGACUGGAACCUCAGCGUGAGAAAUGCCUUCAAGCUGCUCAGCAGGACCACAGACGAGGUGCACCUGUUCUGUGCCCGGAAGCAGGAAGACAAGGCCAGGUGGCUGCAGGCCUGCGCCGAUGAGAGGCGGCAGGUGCAAGAGGACCGGGAGAUGGGAAUGGAAAUCUCAGAAAACCAAAAGAAGCUUGCCAUGUUAAAUGCUCAGAAGGCCAGGCAGGGAAAGGCCAAAGGCUACGGCAGCCGCCCUGCGGCCCCGCUGCCCCAGAGCCUGCACCCCCUGCACCAGCGCCACGUCACUGUGCCCCCCAGCGUGCCCCAGCAGCAGGUCUUCGCCCUGGCCGAGCCCAAGCAGAAGCCGUCACUCUUCUGGCACACCUUCCACAAGCUGACACCCUUCCGGAAGUAGCAGCCAGGCUGGCGGGAGGGAGGGCGCCACCCCGUCUCCUGGGUGUGCGGUGCCACCUGGGGCGAGAACUCCUUUACGGGUGUCAGUGCAGGAGAGGAGGUGCCCCAGUCCUCUGAAGCAUCAAGACGCGCAGCUCCACCUUUCCCAGAGGGGUACCCAUGGCCACCUGGGAGCCAUGUCACCUGGGCAGGGAGCCUCGAGGCGACAAUGGACAAGCCAGCGCCCUCCUGCCACAGUUCCAGCCGCUUCCGUGUGGGAUCUCGGAGGACCGACCCCCGGGCUCAGCGUGCCCGCCUCUCCUGGCCACCCCAGAGCACACGCUUGCGCUGUGGCACUUCGGACUGUGCCACAGUGCCCUGGGUGCCAUCCAAGUGCACACGGUGGCCGAACGACAGCGUGGGCUUCCUCUUAGGAGAUUCCGCUUCCCAGGCUGGAAACAGAGCUACCUGCCCUCGACAGCUGGCCGCAUCAGGGCUCUGCGGGCGGAGGCUGCCGUCUGGGUCAGGCACUGCCGCUUGCCAGGCUUCGACCAUGUCCCCACCGACGGAAGUUCAAAGACAGACUUCUAAGCGAAACUCCAGGGUGGAGCAAGCAAACCUGGGGUUUGCAGCCACCUGUGUCACAGAAGCCCGAGAGGGCCGCAUGGGACAGCACUGGCCUGGCACGCGGCAGGUUCCUGCAGAGCCCUGCGACAACGCCGAGGCCUGGAGAGGGGGCUACAACGGCAGGAAGCCACUCAAGCCAGUACCCGCGGACAGUAAUCUUCUCUGUGUCCACACUGUAAAGUUUGAUGCAAAUACCUUUUAACCGUAUCUGGAAGAGAGAGACCUUGUGUUCUGUUCUACCCAGUGACUGGCUGUGUGUCACGGUGGCACACACUUGUGGACUGUUGGGACGAGUUCGUGUUUGUGUGCUAGUCUUGCAAAAUGAGUUUUAUUUUGCUGUGUUGUCUUUUCUGAAUCCUUGGCCCGUGCUUGAGAAUAAACAAGUGUAACAGUGUCAAGAGACAAAGGUGUUAGCUCCACAAUGUGGUUCCUGGGGUCUCCAUCUGCCUCCUCCUGGCUGACGGAGAUGACAGCGUGCAUCAUCCUGGGUCCCUCCUUAGGGCAUCGUGUGGCCAUUCAGGACCACUGUGCCUCACAGCCUUGUUUCUGACAGGGAGCAUGGCCCUGGGGCCAGCAGCCCCGGGGCAGCCCCUCUGGACUUCCCCACUACAGGUCCCAAGACAGUAGUGGUGCGGUGGCUUCCUGUACAGAAGCAGGCAUGUGUGUGUGUGUGUGUGUGUGUGUGUGUGUGUGUGUGUGAGAGAGAGUCGGUUGCAUUUACAUAACUGACACUUUUACUAACAAAAUGUAAUGAUAUAUUUUGGAAACUACUUAACAUGCUUUUCAUUGCUAAGUAGAUAUGUUCCUUUGUACAGUAAUUUUGAACAGUUUUUUUAAUGUAAUAUAGAAAAUGCUUUAAAGAAGUAAAGAGAAUUACUUGUUUAUGUUACAUUUUCAGUGAGUAUUGAACUCCAGCAGAGGCAGUCACAGAGCUUCCAUUUGCUAAUAUUUACUAAUGGACAGUGAAGAAAUGCUUUAAGCUUUGUGACCAGACCUAGUGUACUUUUCAGCUGAGCCCUUACUUCUGGUUCCCACCUACCUCCGUGGACUUCCGAACAGAAUCAAACACAAAAACAUAUUUUUAUUAAGCUCAGUUCAAGACCCAGAGUUGCUCCGGUCAGAUUUAUACAGUAUGAGAAGCAGUCGAUCAAAUAUCUGUCCUGGGUAGAUCCUACUUAGGUUGUCAAGUACUUUUGAAUAAUGCUGAUAUAUUUUUUAAAGGGUAGAACACACUUUACUUCUAGAAAGUCGGUGUAUCUGGCUUGGGUUCCAGGUGCCAGACUUCUGCAGAGAUUGAAGUCCUGAAGUAUUUUCAUUUUCAGUUUGCCAAAGUUCCUAGUCAACUUAAGUCGCAUCUUCCACCUGGAUUGUGUGUGAAUGUCUUGGGGAAUUGCCACCCUCCCCUCCCCUGGGUCCCUUUGUUCUUUAAGUUUCAGAUUUUGUCAGCUCUGUUAAGACAGCUGAAAUGGUCUUGGGCCAAAAGCAGCCAUGUCAAUUUUGAUCAUAACCUAAAACAUACAUUAACUUCAUAGUAGGUUAUAAGGAAUUGUAAAGAAUAUUUGGAAAAUCCGAAGAAGUAACAUUCUGUGUCCUUGGCCACUAGAAAGAAAAUGGCCAGCAGUCUGCCCGAGCCUUCAUGGGAUACUAGCGACGGGCUUGUUUUCCUUAGUCUGAUUCUUGUUCCUGCUGGCACAUCUGACUCUGUAGCUGAAAACAGGCCCCACCAUCAAAAGCCAUUUGUAAAUACCGUGCCUUUUAUACCUAAUCCAGUUGAAGGUUUGACCCACAUUGCACUUUGCUGUUGCCUUUACACAAAGCAAAGUUACACUGAAUUCAAAAUUCAAUUCACAAUAGGAAUCAUCUGUAAGAAGGUGCCAGGUGAUCCAGCAACUUGCCAGGUAGAAAUCCCCGGGUGCCUCCGUUACUGACAUUCCUCAGUGUUUCCUUGACAGAAUAAAGCUUCCUGAUUGCCCAGAGCUGACAGGAGGAUCUGCUUAUUAUUCCAUAGGAGAGGAGAGGAGAGAAGUGUCCCUCAGCAGGUGGUGCCAGCACAUAUGCAGAAAGGUCUUUCUGGUGGUUUGCACGCUGGACUCGCUUCUGGGUUAAGCAAGCAAAGUCUCCCGUGUGAGAGGCUUAACCUACAAACAGCUCUCUGUUAAAAUGCUCUCGGCUAAUGCUGUUUGUUUUCGGGAUGCAAUGAACUUGGAGUUCAAAAGACUUAAGGAAGAAAUAAGUGGGAACUUUCUUCUAACUGGUCUUGGAGGGGGAAGAAAUGCUUCCAUAUUUUACACGAACUUAUUCAGCUCCAGCAUCCGUUUCAUUGCUACUUUUAGUCAGGGCAUAGGCAUUAACAUUUGUAUUUAGGAAAUACUUUGAAUGAUUCUGUAAUAAUUUGGGGGGUACAUAUUAGCACCUUAUGCGAUUUCUUGUCUACCACGCAGAGUUUUUGGUAACCUUUUCCCUUAUCCCCAUACAGAUGAUGUCAUCUGUGUAAGUCAGGUGACACUUGUGAACUAGUGACGUGGCUUUGUCAGCUGAAGUCUGAUCCAUAAGACUGCUGUAACUUCAUGUGUAUUUUUGUUGAAUGCUUUUUUUGUAAAAAAGAAAAAAAUUAUUUACAAUGUUAUUUGAGUGAUUUCUUGUAAAUGCUGAGUCUAUAUUUGUUUUGUAUAUUAAAGUUAAUUUGCAAUAAA
Molecule: messenger RNA, 7237 nt
Organism: Cavia porcellus (domestic guinea pig)
Lineage: Eukaryota; Metazoa; Chordata; Mammalia; Rodentia; Caviidae
Gene: Spata13
Product: spermatogenesis associated 13
Exons: 14
Coding region: 352-3939 (1195 amino acids)
Biological process (GO): intracellular signal transduction
Molecular function (GO): protein binding; guanyl-nucleotide exchange factor activity
Source: RefSeq, a predicted model, not a curated record